AUGGUGGAUUUGCAUACUAACCUAUCUGUGUAUUUCGACAGCAUGAUGGCCACAGGUACAUCUUUUAAUCCAGGAAGUCGACCAACAGGGGUAGGAUAUAUUCCCCAAGCGUCACCAUCACUAAAUACUACGUCUAUGUUGUCUAUUAGACAACAAAUAGACGAAAGUAACCAUGAUAUGGUGAAUGCCCUAACACAACAAAUUGGGACUAUUUUUACUCCCAUGAUAAAUAACACAAACCAUAGUUAUGAAAUGUUGGUUGGUCAAAUGGCUAGAAUAGCAGACUUUUUUGGGACACCAUCGAUUCCACCUCGACCCACUCCCUUAGUGUCGAAUGUAAGAGUAGUUGAAACACCAGGAAAUGGAGUUAGAAUAGAAACUCAACGACAAGUCCCAGAGCGAGACGAAGAGGAACAUAUUGAUCAAAAUAUCCCAAGAGUUGUACAACGAAAUCAAGAUGCAGAUCAAGUUUUAAGACAUGUCCAGCAAAAUGCUCAUAUUGGCCACAAUAAUAUUUCAAAUGUAGUGGAACAAAUAUUAGUUCAAAAUGGGAUAAAUGUAGGACUUCAUAGGCCUAAUUUUGUGUCUCCCUUGUCAGAAUAUGUUAGGAAAACUGAGUUACCUAGGGGGUGGAAAGUCCCAAAGUUUACUAAGUUCGCUGGCGAAACUGGUGAGUCGACAGUUGAACAUGUCGCUAGAUUUCAGACUGAAGUGGUGAUCUUGCCAAUAAUGAGAACUUGA
Messenger RNA from Vicia villosa (hairy vetch), 741 nucleotides. RefSeq lists its product as uncharacterized. Bases 1 to 741 code for a protein of 246 amino acids. The transcript has a single exon. The record is from RefSeq and is a predicted model, not a curated record. Lineage: Eukaryota; Viridiplantae; Streptophyta; Magnoliopsida; Fabales; Fabaceae.